AUCAACACAUAAUUGAUUAACAGAGUAACCGAAUAAUAGUUAGCAGCCCUACACCAGUUGAACAAUAUGCAAGUCUUCCAACAACACCAAGCUAACGUUCUUAUUUGAACCAUCGGUUUACAUGUUCUAUAAUAUACGCCAAUGGCAUUGUGACGCAUCAUGAUAUGGUAAAGAAUAAUGAACGUCUUGAGACUGUCAACAAUUUUGAACGGUUUGGACUCACAUAAACGUAGUUUCAGAAAAUAAUUUCAGAAAAUAGAUGACUUGUUUUAAGUUUGAGUUGUUUACAAAUAUAAUUGGGAUUAUACAGUCUGAGCGAUAUUUACAAUAAUGCGAAAGGGUCACAUCAAACAUAUUCAUCAUGUUUGGAGGACACUGCUGAAUAUAUGCAAACCCGUUGAACUAAGGGACCAGGAACAAUAUAACGCGAGGAAUGUAUUAUAGUGUGAUAUUGAAGUUUUACAAUAGCAGGGGUUACAUCGCGCAAGGAAUGGUGGGAACCAACAUGGCGCGGCCCGCAAGAUCGUAACCGUGGGAACGAGUUUGGGGCAAAGGUAUUUCAGGAAGCACACCAUAUCCCUGGAAGACGCAGCCCUUCCAUAUUUCUCUGAUUUAUUUGCUGCGAAUUUUGUCGAUCACCGUUGGAUAUGGUCAAGCUUCACCUUCGCCGGCGAUUGUUAGACAGCUUGCCAACUUCAUCACCUGCAGCUGCGGAAACUUCCCUGGAACUUGCUGUGGCUACAUUUUCCUUCCUCCAUGCAUUUACGAAGACACGCUUCUGUAUAGUCACGUAAAUUUCUUGCCUCCAUCACAAGAUUAUCCCAAAUGGGUUUGAGUUGAAAUUCCAGCCUUCUGAUCUCAACCCGGUUGAGUACAUGAACUUAUCAUGACACUAUUCACCGCAUUUUACACUCCACCUCAUGUAAGAUCAUGUGGUGUACUGUGCAUACUAUGCGUGAGCACAUCGAUAACUCGAGCACCACUAUCGAUAGGUGCCGACGACAUCUUUAUGAUGUCAACGAUGGCUGAACGACUUACAUCAUUAGGGGCAUAGUUCACGACCUAAAUCACGAACUUCAUGCCGCUCUCGAAGCAACCAAAAUCAAGAAAAUCAAAUCUAAGUACCUCAAGCUCAAAUCAGACAAAUGUCAUUGUACGCCAAUGUCAACGAGCAACGCUAACCAAGUUUUGGUAGUUACCAUCCCACCAGAUCUCCCCCUAACUGACGGCCAACGUUCUGUCCUCGAGCUUGGACUGAAUUUCAUCCCGCUAACGAACUGAUGGGACGAGUUCAUCACCCGUCACCGGACGUCGAGAAGUUCUUCCGUCGUGUGAGUUUGCGGGCCUUCUUCCACGACAAGGAUUCCAGGCACCGUACCACUGGCUGUCUUGUUCAGUUGGUCUGAAGAUAAACGUGACGUGGCGUUAUCGGAAAAUACACAGGAUGGCUGCUUACCCGGGAGAAGGGAAUAAGAUGUCCAAUUAUGGAUUAAAAGUCCCGACGCCAGAAGAAUUAAAACUACUCUGGGAGGAAAUAGUCGGGCGAGAACGUAGAAUCCGCGCCAAUCACUUGGCGACUAAAGGGGCAGGGUCGGGUGAACAUUGGCCGGGAGUUAAAGGUCUAGAACCAACAGAGGAACAGAUGAAAACCAAGUUCACUUACUUCAACAACAACAAAGAGUUUAGCCCCAAUUCCACAUACGAUCGUCUAUUCCACGUGAAGGAAGGCUACGAGAGUAAAUUACACAGGGAUGAUCGUGAGCAUACAAUUGGACUAAAUGUAAACGAAGAGGAGUCACAAAAGGCAAUCCCUGUCCUGAGUUCUUCGGCCUAUGGCCAUCGCCCAAUUCUGGAAGCCCCGUGCCGGGAGCACGCACGAAUUGAGAGGGUCAUGAAAGGAUUCUACCGGACCAGGGGCACAAACCUUCCCGAAUACGGCUCUGAAAAUUAAACAGAAAUUUUCUACCAAAAGAAGCAAUUCACACUACACUGUGCUACCAAGAAUUUUCUGCCGAGACGACAUUACACAGAAUAAUUGGAAGUACAUGUAGUCAGCAUCCACAUGCUAAAGGCUUUGCCAUUUGAAUAAGUACACACGCACUUCCCUUGGAAUUGCUUCUUACAUGUAUCUGAUAAGUUCAAAAUUGGGGGGGGGGAACAUAAGUUUCUCUCCACAAGUAAACUGAUGUUCACCUUUGUGAAUUUGGUUGUCUUUAAUGUCACAUUGCAAGUUUAAAGCGAUACAUGUACAUGUACUUAUUACUGGUUUUUAUCCCCCUGGUAUUUGUUAGACUGCACCUUUUAUAAUUUUGAUCAAAAACAGGCAGUCAUCCAUGUAUGUGUAUAUUCUGUACUUACGAAGUGUUUUCGAAGGAGACAAGUCCUAAAGUCUUCUCAUUUGACGUACAUGUAUUAUGACUUGUGCAAUGUAACAGCAAGCUUGUAACUCUAAUUUGAAAUUUGUUGGCAUUUUCAAGAAAUGAUUCUUUCAUAAUUAGAAGCAACAAAUAAGCCAACAUGCUGUGUUAAUUGAAUGUUAUGGCCACUGUAAAUUGGUUAAUGUACAUGACAAUCUUUAUUUCAAGCACUCCACGUCUAAGGAAGUGUGGAACAUUAUUUCAUAUGUAUAUACAAUUCAUAUUUUGAGCAGCCUUUCAGACGAAAACAAAAUGAAGGCUCUGUUUUUAAAUACACAUAGCUUUUUACUGUUGUAGCCAUGCUGUUCUUAUAAAGUUUUAUUUGGUCGAUCUGAUUGGACGAUUCAAAUGUUUCUUGCCUAAUAAUUGUACCAAGGUGCAACUGCUGAAGGAAUCGGAAUAUGGAUAGAAUUCAUAGACCUGAACAAAUGAAACACGGUUGUCUUGAAAUCUUGAAUAUUUUAUGGACACUGGACCUUCAGAACGUUUUGUAUCUCAGCUCUGACAAAACUUUUCAGUUCUGCCAAAACUGGGACAAAAGCAGAAUUGUGCAUUAUGUGAAAGCAUGACCAAAUAA
Molecule: messenger RNA, 2994 nt
Organism: Acanthaster planci (crown-of-thorns starfish)
Lineage: Eukaryota; Metazoa; Echinodermata; Asteroidea; Valvatida; Acanthasteridae
Product: cilia- and flagella-associated protein 90-like
Source: RefSeq, a predicted model, not a curated record